Molecule: messenger RNA, 288 nt
Organism: Calypte anna (Anna's hummingbird)
Lineage: Eukaryota; Metazoa; Chordata; Aves; Apodiformes; Trochilidae
Product: putative small proline-rich protein 5
Exons: 1
Coding region: 1-288 (95 amino acids)
Source: RefSeq, a predicted model, not a curated record
AUGUGUUCCCGUGGAUCCUGCCAUGACAAUGAGUCCUCCUGCCACGGAUCCCGCUCCUCCUGCCACGACUCAGGACCCUCCUGCCACUACAUCAUCCAGAGGCAGCCAGUGCAGAAGUUCAGCUACUGCUACCCCCCCAUGCAGUCCUAUUGCCCCCCUGUGCAGCGUUAUUGCCCCCCUGUGCAGCGCUACUGCCCCCCGAUACAGCCCUGCUGCCCCCCUGCUCCCUGCUGCCCCCAGUACACCAAGAACAUCUGCAACCUGCCACCGAAAUGCCCCAAGUACUAA